Molecule: messenger RNA, 1170 nt
Organism: Daldinia childiae
Lineage: Eukaryota; Fungi; Ascomycota; Sordariomycetes; Xylariales; Hypoxylaceae
Product: Pre-mRNA-splicing factor slt-11
Exons: 1
Coding region: 1-1170 (389 amino acids)
Cellular component (GO): Prp19 complex; U2-type catalytic step 2 spliceosome; U2-type catalytic step 1 spliceosome
Molecular function (GO): U6 snRNA binding; pre-mRNA binding
Source: RefSeq, a predicted model, not a curated record
AUGCCGCCUCAAAUAAAACAAGACCUGAAUCGAUCAGGCUGGGAGUCAACUGACUUUCCAUCCGUAUGCGAGAAUUGUCUACCGCCGAAUCCAUAUGUUAAGAUGUUAAAGGAGGACUACGGUGCCGAAUGCAAGAUCUGUACGCGACCUUAUACCAUCUUCUCUUGGGCAGCCGACCGUGCCCACGGCCGCAAGAAACGCACAAACGUGUGUCUUACAUGUGCACGCAUGAAAAACUGCUGUCAAUGCUGCAUGCUCGACUUACAGUUUGGUCUACCCAUUCAACUUCGUGAUGCCGCCCUUAAAAUGGUUGCACCUGGACCCCAGAGCGAAGUCAACCGCGAAUACUUCGCGCAGAACAACGAGAAGGCUCUUGAAGAGGGAAGAGGUACCGAGGAAUAUGAGAAAACAGACGAGAAGGCGCGCGAGCUAUUACGACGACUAGCAAACAGCAAACCGUAUUUCAGAAAGGGACGGGCAAUUGAGGAUGGAAGCGCAACCGAGUCGAAACCUACUGGGAGUUCAAGAGGAGGCAGCCCAUCGGUAGGAGCUGGUAUUGGUGGACCGGGCCCGAUACGCACUCGCGACUCCAGAGCAGCGGCGGCAGCAGGUGCUGGUACAGGUCCGAGACCAGGAAGAGGAGGAAGACCGUUCCCCAGUGCAUCCCAAUUACCACCCGGUCCUAAAGAUUGGAUGCCUCCUUCCGACAAAUCUAUCAUGAGUCUAUUCGUUACCGGUGUCGAAGACGAUUUACCUGAGUACAAAAUUCGAGACUUUUUUAAGGAACACGGUAAGAUCAAGUCGUUGAUCUGUAGUCAUAUGUCACACUGCGCAUUCAUCAACUACGAGACACGAGAGGCCGCCGAGAAAGCAUCCGAGGCUUGCCAGGGCCGAGCGGUAAUUGCAGGCUGCCCGCUUCGAGUGCGCUGGAGUUUACCUAAGGCAAUCGGGACGAUGAAUAAGGAGGAAAGAGCCUCUAUGGCUCGCGAUGGUCGAUCGGCAUUUCCAGACCAACGACGAGGAAAUGGUGGUCCCAAAGCGAUCGGAGCACCACCGUCUCAGGGAGGACCAAGCCAGACCGGAACAGCACAGGAUAUUGAUAACAUGGCUAUGGUAGCACCGCCACCAGGGGCAGCAGACGUCAACUAUGCCAGCUUGGCUGGAGACUAA